UGGCGAAAGAGUCAUGGGUAUAUUACCAAGCGGCGCAGCAAGUUCUCGUGUUAAGGUUCGUCCAGAAUUAUUAUGGCCAGUACCAGUACAUUGGAGUUUGGAAGAUGCUGUUACAGUGCCUUCAGCCUAUUUGCAGGCAUUUUAUUGCUAUAAUAAGAAACUGUUUUUGCCUGGGUAUACAAUACUGGUACACUGCGGAGCAGGUGCGCUGGGACAAGCUGCCAUCGCUAUCGGUUUGAAUAAUGGCUGCGAAGUGUUUACUACAGUCAGUGACACACGAAAGAAGAGUUUCUUGAUGAAGUUGUUCCCAGAACUUCAAGAGGAUCACAUUGGUAAUUCACGAGAUCCCACUUUCGGUGAUAUGGUGAGAACCAUCACAAGGGGAAAAGGAUGUCAUAUUGUCAUUUGUAGUCUUCAAGGAGAAUUGAAAAAUGUUUCAUUAAAUGUUUGUGGUUUGUCUGGUAUUACACUGGACACAACGCAAAUUUCCACUCAAGAGGAGUUUAAUUUUGGAAUGAAUAAUUUAAUUUUAGAGCGAAGUUAUGUACCAAUUGAUCUCUGUUCUUUGUUGACCAAUGAUACACUGAAAAAUUUAAAGAAGCUUCAACUCAUGAUAAGUGAAGGAAUCGUCAAGGGAUAUGUGCGGCCUCUGUCCCGCGUGACGUAUCCUCCACACGAGGUAUCCCGGGCAUUCCGUUUGCUAGCAACCAGUCGCCAUCGUGGCCGUGUCGUACUACGCUUACGUGAUUCGGUUCCUGUAACACAGGCCAGGCUUUCGUGUUCUCCUGACUCGUGCCACAUAGUUAUUUGCGAUGACGAUUCUUUUGGUGUUCAAUUCGCCAAUAGAUUGGUUGCUCGAGGUGCUACAAAAAUGCAUUUAUAUACGCAAAACGUAUCGUCAUAUCUACAUAUGAAGAAAAAAUUAUGGGCAAAUCUUGACAUAAAAGUGGAGAUUUCUUCAGAUGAUCUUGGCAAGAGUGACAAUGUCGUUACUCUAUUUAGCGAGAGUAACCGUUUGGGACCAGUGGAGGGAGUGUAUGUGUUGGCUUCUAGUGUUACUGAACAAGAUGUCAAGAAACUAACGACAUUAGUUCAUAAUCUGGACUUGGCUACUAGAAAGUUCUGUAAGUCCUUAAGAUAUUUUGCGGUUGUCUGCAUUGGCGUUACUGUCGGACAGAAUACAUGUCACGCUCGCUUCCGUGACGGUUUACCAGUGAUAACUCUUAAUUUGUUUGCAUUUAAAAAGGGCGGUACUGAAGACUGGGCACAGGAGUCGUAUUCAUGGAGACAAGCGUUGAAUACAUUAGAGCUAGCAAUACGCACAUCUCAGCCGACGUUGCUGGCUCUUCUCCCAAAAAAGGCAACCUCUUCGCUGUUGCAACAAAUUAGUAGGCGUGCAGAAAUUAAGAUCUCUGAAGAUACACAAGAUGAAACCACACUUCAAGACAUGGGCAUCGAAUUGACAAACGUUUCAAUCAUUCAAACCUUCCUGCGGGACGUCUAUAAUGUUUAUUUGGCCGACGAACAGAUUUUGAAUUUGACUAGCCAAAAACUUCGAGAAUUGGAGGACAUAAUAAUGGGGAGUGAAUUCAAGCCCGUUUGUGGCCUCGGGACUUUCUUUUCAUAUGUUGACCCUGAUGAACUGCUCGCAACAAAUGGAUGGGUCUUCUUGCCAACACGUGUUAGCAGCGGCAGCAUGAGAGACGAGGAUUUCGAUGUUUCUAAGAAAUAUCUGUGCAUCAUACCUGGGAUGGAAGGACACUAUGCAAGGUUUCGAGUGUUGUGUGAAAGACUCAAGUUACAUGCCAUCGUGCUGCAGCCUGGCCUCGACUUAUUACACGAAAGCAUCCGGGAAACUGCUGAGAGAUAUUCCAAUUUUUUACUGAAGAAACUCCAAUUGAGGAACAACUAUUAUCUUUUGGGGCACGAAUCUGGAGUUCUGAUAGCGUUAGAGGUAGCUGCUAUUCUAGAAGAACACGGUCUGACUGGCACAGUGUUCUGUGUUGGAGGUACGCCAGAAGACAUUCAAGCUACGCUCUUGGAUCAAAUUAGUGAAUAUGAAACUGAGGAAGCUCUGCAGGAUGCAGUGGCGAGAUACAUGUAUAGUUUGAUGACAGGUAAUACUGAAAGGAUAGAACAAGCCCUUACGAAUGUAUCAUCAUGGAACGAAAAGAUUGAUGCGUACGUCAGAACUUUAUUGGGAAAGGUGCCACAUUCAGCGCAGUAUGCUCGAGCUUGGAUCGAAGCUGCUUAUACGCGCAUAGCACAUUUGCGUACAUACAAGCUACAGCCGCGGCAGCUGCGUUCUAAGCUCAUCCUACUUCGAGCAUCUCUCAGCACUGGCUCACCCUCGAUCGCAGAAACAGCGGCUAUAAUGCAACGCUACUCUAAACAACCAGUGGCAGUGUACCAGUUACGGGCUCCUCUGGCGUAUGCGACUUAUGACCUGCGCUGUGGAGCGAUUAUAAAUCGCCAUUUGGAUGACGAAAUUCAGCAGGCAUACAACGAAACCAACCUUUGUGAAACUUACUUAAUUAAUCCAACGAAGUUCUUAGAGGUUAUUGAGGAUACAAAAGUUUAAUUUUUUUAUUUUUCCAUUUUUUAAAUAUUGUUUAACGUAUCUAUUUAUA
Molecule: messenger RNA, 2630 nt
Organism: Hyposmocoma kahamanoa
Lineage: Eukaryota; Metazoa; Arthropoda; Insecta; Lepidoptera; Cosmopterigidae
Product: fatty acid synthase-like
Exons: 13
Biological process (GO): fatty acid biosynthetic process
Molecular function (GO): fatty acid synthase activity; oxidoreductase activity
Source: RefSeq, a predicted model, not a curated record